CGAAAAGAGGCAACAAAUGGCAUCAUACUUCCAUCAUUUGCCAUGACUUAGUCCUGGGGCCGGUCCAGGAUGCGCUAAAAAAAGCUUAUUCUUACAAACAGCCACCACAGCAGCAUACCUAGGUAUGUUGUUGACCGUCGUCGUCGUUGAACAUCGCGGCGAAUUAUCGAGAACCGGCUCUUGGGUCGGCUAUUUGUAUGUACCAUCUACUGUACGUCCCAUAAUGCCACUAUGGAAUCUAAACUAUAUAAAGUGGAAAGCUCAUCAUGGGAGGACCAGCAACUGGAACCAGCUUGCACAAUAUUUUUACAUUCUAUAUAGUCCUCAGUUUUCCCUCCACGGGGAGUUCCAUCUUUUAAUUCGCCUUAAUUCUCACCAUGGCGAAACUUUCGAGGUUUUUUGGUCUGGAAAAAUAUAAUCCUUCAGCGGCUCUAGAAAGGCGCCUCUCUCAGGUUGACCAGGAGAAAUUGGGGGAAGAAUUUGUCAAUACCCCGAUCCCUUGGAUAACAUGGCGCUCCUUCAUCAUGGGCGUAUUUGUUUCGAUGGGAGGGUUCGUCUUUGGAUAUGACACUGGUCAGAUCUCAGGAGUACUGGAGAUGGACGAUUUCUUAAGGCGAUUUGGCGAGCGCAAUGCCUCUGGCGACGGUUAUCAUUUCAGCAAUGUUCGUGCUGGCUUAAUUGUUGGCUUGCUCUCUAUUGGAACGCUAAUGGGCGCACUGGGUGCUGCGCCAAUUGCCGAUAGGGUUGGGCGGAAGUGGUCAAUGUCCGGCUGGUGUCUGAUACUGAGUGUCGGCAUUAUCGUUCAAUUGACUUCAGAAUCUCCUAAAUGGUAUCAGGUGGUUAUUGGUCGCUGGAUCGCGGGUCUUGGUGUCGGCGCGCUUUCGUUGCUGGUUCCUCUAUAUCAGGGGGAGAGUGCACCACGACAUAUUCGCGGUGCUAUGAUCAGUUGCUAUCAACUUUUUAUCACUCUGGGCAUUUUUGUUGCCAACUGCAUCAAUUUCGGUACCGAGAGCCGUAAUGAUAGCGGCUCCUGGCGGAUUACGAUCGGGAUAACGUUCAUCUGGAUAUUGAUCCUCGGUAUUGGGAUAUCAUUUUUCCCAGACUCUCCCCGUUAUGAUUAUCGAACAGGUAAAGUCGACCGAGCGAAAAAGUCAAUGAUGCGGUUCUAUGGCAUCCCGCACAAUCACCAACAACUCCACCUAGAACUGGAAGAAAUCCGUGAGAAAUAUGAGGAAGAAAUGGCAGCAAAGGACCAACCGUGGUAUGAGAUGUUCUAUGCCCCCCGAAUGAGGUAUAGAAUUCUGCUCGGAGUCGCCUUACAAGCCCUACAACAGCUCACCGGGGCCAAUUACUUUUUCUACUAUGGGACAACGGUGUUUAAAGGUGCUGGUAUUGAAAACAGUUACGUUACGCAAAUGAUCCUUGGGGCUGUUAACUUCGGAAGCACCUUCCUUGGCUUGUAUAACAUUGAGCAUUUUGGUCGUCGGAAGUCCUUGAUAGCCGGCGCACUCUGGAUGUUCGUCUGCUUUAUGGUUUUCGCUUCCAUCGGCCAUUUCAAACUAGACCGAGAAUCACCUGAACUCACGCCUGGUCCUGGGAAAGUGAUGGUGGUAUUCGCUUGUUUGUUCAUUCUAGGUUUUGCCAGUACCUGGGGACCGAUGGUCUGGGCUAUUAUCGCGGAGCUGUAUCCAUCUCGCUAUCGUGCCAGAGCCAUGGCUCUCGCAACGGCAUCAAACUGGCUUUGGAACUUCCUCAUCGCUUUCUUUACUCCCUUUAUCACGAGUGCCAUCGACUUCAGAUACGGCUACGUCUUCGCUGGCUGCCUCUUUCUUGGCGCGAUGACCGUGUAUUUUGGGGUCAUUGAAGGUAAAGGUCGAACACUCGAAGAGCUUGAUACUAUGUAUAUCUUGCGUGUUCCACCCUGGAAAAGCUCAAAUUAUACCCUCCCACCACUCGAGGAACUGCCACAGCGGGAUGCUGCUAGACUUGCAUCGAGCGGAAAUCAAAAUUGUUCGUAUCAUGAGGAAUCUAGCCAAGGUGCUAUGUCUGAAGCAAACGAUGGUAAUGCGGCCCCCACUACAACGCCGGCGCAACCAUCUCAAUAGUUAGAUGAUUAUCAAGAUGCUAGAAAUAUUACAAGCCCACCAACACACACUUUUGAGAGUUAAAACAAGCCAGUAGUUGCAACUCGGGGAAAGAGUAUUGACUCCGGGACCCUUUUCGCUACCUGAGGCGUCAACCUUCUAGACGACUAGUAACAGGAUCAAGGGCCCUUGAACCCCUACCCCAAUGAGGAAGACACGCGGGCAACGACCGUCUUCAAACGGGAGAAACAUGUAUAUUGCGCUUCUGUUUAUACCUUUACAUGUAUAUAUUUACUGUACUGUACCUCUGUAUUAUAUUUUCCUUUUAUAUACUUAUGCUCAGUGUUCCAAGUUUUAUUAGGUUUGAGAAAUACACUUCUUUCUCUGAAUUGCCCGAUAAAACAAGUGACCAUGAAACUGAUUUUGUAAUAUGAAACAAAAAAAAUAAAAAAAAAAAUCAGAACUAAGUGAGAAAGA
This is a messenger RNA of Blastomyces dermatitidis ER-3, 2561 nucleotides long. RefSeq names its product MFS transporter, SP family, sugar:H+ symporter. The record is from RefSeq and is a predicted model, not a curated record. Gene Ontology annotation, cellular component: plasma membrane. Gene Ontology annotation, biological process: carbohydrate transport; transmembrane transport. Bases 378 to 2105 code for a protein of 575 amino acids. NCBI's taxonomy places the organism in Eukaryota, Fungi, Ascomycota, Eurotiomycetes, Onygenales, Ajellomycetaceae. The transcript is spliced from 3 exons. Gene Ontology annotation, molecular function: carbohydrate:proton symporter activity.